This is a messenger RNA of Octopus bimaculoides (California two-spot octopus), 1299 nucleotides long. RefSeq names its product mucin-5AC-like. The record is from RefSeq and is a predicted model, not a curated record. Lineage: Eukaryota; Metazoa; Mollusca; Cephalopoda; Octopoda; Octopodidae.
AUGGAUGAUGCAUUGAACAGUCACCGCACCAUCUUGAGCAGUUCCUGCAACACGCCACGCAGUCUCACUAGCAUUGCCAAUAACAUGACAUCCCAAGCUAUGUCACCACAGGCUAAGGCUUCUUUAUCCAGCAUUGAAAAUUCCUACCAAAAUUUCAAGUCCAAAGCACCUAUUAACCAGGACAUGCACAGAAAACGAUCUGAAAGACAAGGAGAAGUUGGCAAACAGCUGGACCCUAUUGUGCGACCACGGCUGUACCAGCCUACUCUGUCUAGCAGCUCUUGUACCAGUAGUCGCACUGUAACAAUGAAGACCUCCAACUUGAGAAAUGUUAACAGCAACAUCACUGCUACUACUACUACUACUACUACUACUACUGCUGCUGCUUCUGCCACUACUUCUACUGCUACUAAAACACCUAUUGCUGCUUCUUCACUUACGUCAAUUGCUGCUGCUGCUACUACUAUUACUAUGGCCUCUGCUACUUCUGCUGCUACUACUACCACUACUACUGCUGCUGCUGCUACCACUCUUUCACCUCCUGUUGCCGGCCAUAGAAACCGACGGAACGUUUUAUAUGAAUCUCGGUCCACAAACAAGGACUACAAUCAGCAGGACAGUAAAGCAGAGACUGUGGUUUCAGUUUCUCCACAAAUGUCCAGUAUAAAUCUGGGGGCUGGGGAAAAUUGCAUGCUUGACCACCUGAAGGUCACUGACGACUGUGACAGCCGCCUCGAAGAGUUGUUCAAGGAAACCUCCAAGCUGGUCAAAGUCGCAAACUCAACCCUUCGAAGGAACUCUCACACGUCUUCGGUGCCAAUCUCCCGACUGCCGACCCCAGAUCGGAACACACCGGAGCCAGGUUUUGAACCCCCCAUCAUCAACUCUGAUGCCAGGGCAUCAAAGACUCCCACCAAAAGCACUCUGAGCGACCUUCUUGAGACACUAAAGAAACUGGAGGAAGAUGAGGAUAUCGGGGCAGGUGACGUGCCAGUUAAAAGCACAUCCAGGGUUUCUGAUUUAAACGAAUCCCUGAAAGUUGGCGGCGGUUCCAACAGGAGUCGAUGCUCAUCUAGGUCCCGCUGUGCAAACAAAGAAGGGGCCACUCUAAAGACAAGCCCCCAUUUAACUGCCGAGAACCUGCAACAGCUGAAUCAGGACCAGCAUCCCUUGUCCCCUCCCGACGAAGGCCUUGGUUAUCUUUCAAACGACAAACUACAGAGCAUCAUUUCAUUUCUGGAUGAAGUCCAAUCAGCUGACCGACUCACUGACAUCGAAUUAGCAUAUGCAUCACAAUGA